Molecule: messenger RNA, 5070 nt
Organism: Xyrauchen texanus (razorback sucker)
Lineage: Eukaryota; Metazoa; Chordata; Actinopteri; Cypriniformes; Catostomidae
Product: F-box-like/WD repeat-containing protein TBL1XR1
Exons: 16
Coding region: 357-1889 (510 amino acids)
Biological process (GO): regulation of transcription by RNA polymerase II
Cellular component (GO): histone deacetylase complex
Molecular function (GO): transcription corepressor activity; protein binding
Source: RefSeq, a predicted model, not a curated record
GGCUUCCUGUGAAGCGCUUAGGUGUCCAUAAGCUGCUAAAUGUUUCUUUUAUUUCCCACUAUUUCAUUCAUGUUUAUAACUGAAAAAUAGUAAUUAUUCAAUGAUACAGAGAUCAUUGUGCAGUGGGAAAGUCGAGGAAUACACUUCUUUUGGACUUGUAUCGGCACUUUGGCACGUUUGUUCAGGACAUUAGCUGCAGAAGCUAGCAGGUUGAUCCGAGUGGAGGCAGCGGCGCUCCGGCGGCCUGAGCUGAUUUAACUGUGCUUCCAUGGACAGCAAGUGUGUGAGCAUCUAAUCAACACUUGGUCUUAUGGCUUCCCUCUCGCCUUGACCUCUUGGUUCAACCAGGAUCCAAAAUGAGCAUAAGCAGUGAUGAAGUCAAUUUCCUUGUGUACAGAUACCUGCAGGAGUCAGGCUUCUCCCACUCAGCCUUCACCUUUGGCAUAGAGAGCCACAUCAGUCAGUCCAACAUCAACGGAGCUUUGGUGCCCCCUGCUGCCCUCACAUCCCUCAUCCAAAAAGGCCUGCAGUAUGUGGAGGCUGAAGUCAGCAUCAAUGAGGAUGGUACCCUGUUUGAUGGGCGACCAAUUGAGUCGCUGUCCCUGAUUGAUGCGGUGAUGCCAGACGUGGUGCAGACGAGGCAGCAGGUGUAUAAGGAUAAGCUGGCUCAGCAGCAAGCUACCGCUACCACCAGUGCCUCAGUGGCCAGUGCUGCCAAGAAUGGAGAGAACACUGCUAAUGGAGAGGAGAAUGGCGCGCACUCGUUAGCUAACCACCAUUCAGACAUGAUGGAGGUGGACAGGGCUGUGGAGAUCCCAGCCAGUAAAGCCAUGGUGCUUCGGGGCCACGAGUCUGAAGUCUUCAUCUGUGCUUGGAACCCCGUCAGUGAUUUGUUGGCGUCUGGUUCGGGAGACUCGACUGCACGGAUUUGGAACUUGAGUGAGAGCAGUGCUGGAGGGUCCACUCAGCUGGUGCUGCGUCACUGCAUACGGGAGGGGGGGCAGGAUGUUCCCAGUAACAAAGACGUCACCUCAUUGGAUUGGAAUAGUGAAGGUACACUUCUAGCCACAGGAUCCUACGAUGGCUUUGCCAGAAUAUGGACUAAAGAUGGUAAUCUUGCCAGUACUCUGGGGCAGCACAAGGGUCCCAUAUUUGCUUUAAAGUGGAACAAGAAAGGAAACUUUAUCCUCAGUGCCGGUGUUGAUAAGACCACCAUAAUUUGGGACGCUCACACAGGAGAGGCCAAACAGCAAUUUCCAUUCCAUUCAGCUCCUGCUCUUGACGUGGACUGGCAAAGCAACAACACAUUUGCCUCAUGCAGCACGGACAUGUGCAUUCACGUGUGUAAACUGGGCCAGGACCGGCCAGUCAAGACAUUCCAGGGCCACACAAAUGAAGUCAAUGCCAUCAAAUGGGAUCCAACGGGGAAUCUCUUGGCAUCCUGCUCUGAUGACAUGACGCUAAAGCUUUGGAGCAUGAAACAGGACACUUGUGUUCAUGACCUGCAAGCCCACAGUAAGGAGAUAUACACCAUCAAAUGGAGCCCUACUGGACCUGGAACCAACAACCCCAAUGCCAAUCUCAUGCUGGCCAGUGCAUCAUUUGAUUCAACGGUGCGUCUGUGGGAUGCAGAGCAUGGGGCCUGCAUCCACACACUGACCAAACAUCAGGAGCCUGUCUACAGUGUGGCAUUCAGCCCAGAUGGAAACUACCUGGCCAGCGGUUCCUUCGACAAGUGUGUCCAUAUAUGGAACACUCAGAGUGGUGCUUUAGUCAACAGCUACCGAGGGACAGGCGGCAUUUUUGAAGUAUGCUGGAACUCUACUGGGGACAAAGUGGGCGCAAGUGCAUCAGAUGGAUCGGUUUGUGUAUUAGACCUAAGGAAAUGACGCUACCGUUGGGAAGCCAUGGACCGACAAUGAAUGUGUGCAUAGCCAAAUUUACUGACUGUCCCUGGCCCUUCAUCCACUGCUGUAGUCCACGCGUGAGAUCCCAGACCACAGCCUAGACCAACAGUCUCUCUCAGCCCCAUCAUAACGGACCCAUGAAGCUAAACAUAUGCAUACAAAAGCAGUGUGAUCAAGGACUGUUAAAUAGAAACACGUGUAACACAUGAGAAAUAAACCGCCUUUUCACACACACACACACCAUAUACGCCAUCAUUAGUUCCAUAGUUGAUCAUUCCAAACCCCCGGGCUGAGGUCCACACCGAUGUUGUGUGCAUAUUGUACACACAGCGCUAUGUAGGACGAUUUUUGUAUUUCGUUAGGUGUAAUUACUUGAGCUAAAGGGCAGAGCUGUUUAAUAUGGCAAGUUAAUGGUCAUAUGAUGUUGACAAUUCAGAGUAUUGUAUUAGCACUGUAUGUUUAGAGACGUUUGGAAAUGUUCUCCAAAAGAUGCUCAAGAACUUUUUUUUUUUUUUAGAGAGAAAGAGAGAGAACUUUGAGAGAUCAUUUGAUUAUCUUUAUAUAGAGAGAGAGAGUGAUAAGAGUACAGAAAGCUUAUUAAAUCACUUACAGAUAUAUUUUUUAAAACCAAUGCCCUGUGUUAUUUGUACAACCUAUGCAACUUUGUGGUAAGACAAAAUUUAAUGUUCAGUGCAUGGAUGGGUGAAACUCAUAUGGGGAAACGAAGAAUACAGGCUCCAUAGGUUAAGCCCUUUCAAGAUGGAUAAUAGGCCCACCCUAAAAACACAAUGCUAACAAAAUAGCUAUCAGGCAAUAAAUAUUUGUUAUGGAGACACUGGGGUAGUUUUUGGGUGGUUUAAGGUGGAAAUCCCAUAAUUAUCCUCUCACCACCCUCAUAAGAUGUGUAGGAUGCUUAAAGGAAUAUUUCGGGUUCAAUACAAGUUAAGGUCAAUCGACAGCUUUGUGGCAUUAUGUUAAUUACCACAAAAAUGUAUUUCGACUCAUCCCUCCUUUAAAAAAACUGGGUUACAAUGGAAGUGAAUGGGGACCAAUCCGUAAACAUUAAAAUACUCACUGUUUCAGAAUUGUAGCAACAAGAUGUAAACAAUAUGCGUUAAUGUUAUUUUAAUGUAAAAAAGUAGCUUUCUAUCCAAUUUUACAACUCCACGAUGACGUAAUGCUGUAAACCCUAAAAUGACAUUUUAAACAACUUUACAGGUCAAAUAUACAUGAGCAUUAACAUUAUUUGUUAGUAUAUGUUAUAAAAUUAUAAGCUUCACAUUUCUGACUUUAAACGCUCCAAAAAAUUGCCCCCAUUCACUUCCAUUGUACGUGCUUCACUGUAACUCAGAUUUUUGCUUUUAUAUUUCAAAGAAAAGGAAGAAUGAGUCAAAAUACAUUUUUGUGGUAAUCAACAUUAUGCCACAAAUGCUAUCGAUUGAGCUUAACUUGUAUUGAACCCAGAAUAUUCCUUUAACGUGUGAAACAUUUUUCACUCAGCUCACUUGAAAUUUGACUCAAUCUGUUACAAAUGUUUUUCUCCCAGAGAAAAGCCACAUGGAACACCCUACUGCUUUCUCUUGUAUAGUGGUCUUUCUUUAUGGCUAUGUCUGUCAUUUCCUGCUUUUAUAGAGGUCUGAACUACAAAUGACCAUUGGGUCUGGUCAUUAUAUACUUUUUUUUUUUUUUUUUUUUUGUAUUACAAUGGAUUGGUAUGUGUGUGAUUGUAACAGCCUUAGUCUUUAGGGCUUCAUGUGAGGUAAGAAUCGAAUGCAGCAUGGAGUGAUUAUUAUGGGACAGUGUAGGGAAGUGGAUAACCCAUUUGAUUUAUCCAAUAUGGUAGUCCAAAGUCAGGUUGAGGUGGUGCUGCUGCUUUUGUGUUAUGUUUUGUCUUAUUGUAAAAUUACUUUAUUGCUCUGUGAAGGUGGUGAUUUAAACGGAGACUGACGUGGAGAAACGGUUUAACAUGAAUACAAAAGAUGUGACCACAGAGAAGUUUUUCUUCCAUGCUACUGUUCUGAAAGGAGGGAUUUUAAAGUUAAGUCCUCCCUUAAUGGUUGGGAUUUAUUUGCACCUGGGUUUUUCAGUGUAAUGGCACAUUGAUUUGGUGUUCUUUUUUUUUUAAGCCGUCACAUGUCUUUAUAAAAUACCAUUAGACAGUCAAUCUACAGAAGCAGCUUUUACCUAGCACACUUGUGUCACCUCCCAGCACUUUAGACAUUUUCCCAAGAAAUCAAGUGAGCACUUAAAACAUCUUUAACUUUUGAACUGAAAUUACUUAAGUGACAUUAAACAUUUACUUGAAAACAAACCAGAUCUUCAUAUAAUUGUUAAGAGGGCAAGGUGACUGGUUUCAACUAAUGUAAUUCUGUUUUGUUUUUUCCCAUUUUUAAAUAAAUACGUAGCCCAAAAUGCGUACAAAUACCUUUUAUCUACCUAAUGAUAAACUGUAAUAUGAAUCACCCUCCAAAUAAUUUCAAAAUGUCAUUAUUUAUUUUAAGAGAUUAGUAUUGAUAAGCUUGCUCUAAUACACUGAUCAACCACAAUAUUAAAGCCACCUGUCUAAUAUUGUGUAGACCCCCCCUUGUGCCACCAAUCCACAUCUCAGAAUAGCAUUCUGACAUGAUAUUCUUCUCACCACAACAACUUUACAGAGCGGUUAUCUCAGUUACCGUAGACUUUUUCAGUCUGGCCAUUCUCUGUUGACCUCUCUCAUCAACAAGGUGUUUCUGUCUGCAGAACUGACACUCACUGGAUGUUUUUUGUUUUUGGCACAAUUCAGAGUAAACUCUAGAAUCUCUCUCAUCUACAAGGCAUUUCCAAUCACAGAACUGCUGCUCACUGGAUGUUUUUUGUUUUUGGCACCAUUCUGAGUAAAUUCUAGAGACUGUUGUGUGAAAAUCCCAGGAGAUCAGCAGUUACAGAAAUACUGAAACCAGCCCAUCUGGCACCAUCUGAUUAUCUAAUCAGCCAAUCGUGUGGCUGCAGUGUAUAAAAUCAUCCAGAUACGGGUCAGGAGGUUCAGUUGAUGUUCACAUCAACCAUCAGAAUGAUAUUUUGACCUUGGCAUUAUUGUUGGUAUCAGACAGGCUGGUUUGAGUAUUUCUGUAAUUACUGAUCUCCUGGGAUUUUCACACUCAGUCUCUAGAAUUUACUCAGAAUG